UCAUUUUUUUUUUGUUGCUUUCGUUAUUUGGGGAUCUAGGGUUUGCUGCUCAUGGCGAUGCGCGGAGGGAGGGCGAUAGGUUUGGCCUCUCGGCUCGUGGGGGCCAGGGGUUUCAGCACCGAGAUAUUUGUGAGCAGGCUAUCAUUUUACACAACUGAGGAAGAACUUAAAAACAUCUUCUCGCCAUUUGGCGCCAUUGAGGAAGCUCGGUUAGUGAGAGACAAUCAAACUGGAAGGCCAAAAGGAUUUGGUUUUGUGAAAUAUAAAUCAGAAAUGGAGGCACAAAAAGCUGUCAAGGCAAUGGAUGGAAGGAUUAUACGUGGCAGACUAAUUUUCGCGGAGAUCGCAAAGGAGCACCGUACUGGAUAGAUCAGAUUAUGUCUGCACAAUAGAUUAUACGUGGCAGACUAAUUUUUGCGGAGAUUGCAAAAGAGCACAGUACUGGAUAGGUCAAGCUUAUAUCUGCAAAAUUGCUGAAGUAAAUCGUAUUUCUUGGGCUUAAGACUGAACAAUGGCCCUAUUCUUAUCUUGUUACGGGAGUUUUCAGUCUUAUGUGUUUCGCUAGAAUGUUGAUGACCAAUUUCAUUACUACCGAGGGAAGGUGUGUAUCUGAAUUUGACUGUUUUGUACUUGAAUUUCGCAAGGGGGUUAUGUGAACUAGUUAUGAUUCAAUAUUGUUUUGACAAUAA
Lolium perenne is the source of this 689-nucleotide messenger RNA. Its product is annotated as organelle RRM domain-containing protein 6, chloroplastic. Gene Ontology annotation, molecular function: U1 snRNA binding; mRNA binding. The record is from RefSeq and is a predicted model, not a curated record. NCBI's taxonomy places the organism in Eukaryota, Viridiplantae, Streptophyta, Magnoliopsida, Poales, Poaceae. Gene Ontology annotation, biological process: mRNA splicing, via spliceosome. Gene Ontology annotation, cellular component: U1 snRNP; precatalytic spliceosome; U2-type prespliceosome.